CGGAUAUUGACAGAUGACGUACACAGACUCUAGUAUAUAACAGGCCGCUUGUGUGUACUACAGCAGUUCUACAGUGGAAGCAAAGAGAAAAGACAGUCUACGCGGGCAACUUGCAGAAUUUAUACUGCGUUCCUUCACAGCUAAAGCAUGCAGAUCUUCGUCAAGACCCUCACUGGCAAGACCAUCACCCUUGAGGUUGAGCCAAGUGACACCAUUGAAAAUGUGAAGGCAAAAAUCCAGGACAAGGAAGGCAUUCCCCCUGACCAGCAGAGGCUGAUCUUUGCUGGCAAGCAGCUGGAAGAUGGCCGCACCCUCUCCGACUACAACAUCCAGAAAGAAUCCACCCUCCAUCUUGUCCUGCGUCUGAGGGGAGGCAUGCAGAUCUUCGUCAAGACCCUCACUGGCAAGACCAUCACCCUUGAGGUUGAGCCAAGUGACACCAUUGAGAAUGUGAAGGCCAAGAUCCAGGAUAAAGAAGGUAUCCCCCCUGACCAGCAGAGGCUGAUCUUCGCUGGCAAGCAGCUGGAAGAUGGCCGCACCCUCUCCGACUACAACAUCCAGAAGGAGUCCACCCUCCAUCUUGUCCUGCGUCUGAGGGGAGGCAUGCAGAUCUUCGUCAAGACCCUCACUGGCAAGACCAUCACCCUGGAGGUUGAGCCAAGUGACACCAUUGAGAACGUGAAGGCCAAGAUCCAGGACAAGGAAGGUAUCCCCCCUGACCAGCAGAGGCUGAUCUUCGCUGGCAAGCAGCUGGAAGAUGGCCGCACCCUCUCCGACUACAACAUCCAGAAAGAAUCCACCCUCCAUCUUGUCCUGCGUCUGAGGGGGGGCAUGCAGAUCUUCGUCAAGACCCUCACUGGCAAGACCAUCACCCUUGAGGUUGAGCCAAGUGACACCAUUGAAAAUGUGAAGGCAAAAAUCCAGGACAAGGAAGGCAUUCCCCCUGACCAGCAGAGGCUGAUCUUCGCUGGCAAGCAGCUGGAAGAUGGCCGCACCCUCUCCGACUACAACAUCCAGAAAGAAUCCACCCUCCAUCUUGUCCUGCGUCUGAGGGGAGGCAUGCAGAUCUUCGUCAAGACCCUCACUGGCAAGACCAUCACCCUUGAGGUUGAGCCAAGUGACACCAUUGAGAACGUGAAGGCCAAGAUCCAGGAUAAAGAAGGUAUCCCCCCUGACCAGCAGAGGCUGAUCUUUGCUGGCAAGCAGCUGGAAGAUGGCCGCACCCUCUCCGACUACAACAUCCAGAAAGAAUCCACCCUCCAUCUUGUCCUGCGUCUGAGGGGAGGCAUGCAGAUCUUCGUCAAGACCCUCACUGGCAAGACCAUCACCCUUGAGGUUGAGCCAAGUGACACUAUUGAGAACGUGAAGGCAAAAAUCCAGGACAAGGAAGGCAUUCCCCCUGACCAGCAGAGGCUGAUCUUCGCUGGCAAGCAGCUGGAAGAUGGGCGCACCCUCUCCGACUACAACAUCCAGAAAGAAUCCACCCUCCAUCUUGUCCUGCGUCUGAGGGGAGGCAUGCAGAUCUUCGUCAAGACCCUCACUGGCAAGACCAUCACCCUUGAGGUUGAGCCAAGUGACACCAUUGAGAAUGUGAAGGCCAAGAUCCAGGAUAAAGAAGGUAUCCCCCCUGACCAGCAGAGGCUGAUCUUCGCUGGCAAGCAGCUGGAAGAUGGCCGCACCCUCUCCGACUACAACAUCCAGAAGGAGUCCACCCUCCAUCUUGUCCUGCGUCUGAGGGGAGGCAUGCAGAUCUUCGUCAAGACCCUCACUGGCAAGACCAUCACCCUGGAGGUUGAGCCAAGUGACACCAUUGAGAACGUGAAGGCCAAGAUCCAGGACAAGGAAGGUAUCCCCCCUGACCAGCAGAGGCUGAUCUUCGCUGGCAAGCAGCUAGAAGAUGGCCGCACCCUCUCCGACUACAACAUCCAGAAAGAAUCCACCCUCCAUCUUGUCCUGCGUCUGAGGGGGGGCAUGCAGAUCUUCGUCAAGACCCUCACUGGCAAGACCAUCACCCUUGAGGUUGAGCCAAGUGACACUAUUGAAAAUGUCAAGGCAAAAAUCCAGGACAAGGAAGGCAUUCCCCCUGACCAGCAGAGGCUGAUCUUCGCUGGCAAGCAGCUAGAAGAUGGCCGCACCCUCUCCGACUACAACAUCCAGAAGGAGUCCACCCUCCAUCUUGUCCUGCGUCUGAGGGGUGGCAUGCAGAUCUUUGUGAAGACCCUCACUGGCAAGACCAUCACCCUUGAGGUCGAGCCCAGCGAUACCAUCGAGAAUGUGAAGGCCAAGAUCCAGGAUAAAGAAGGUAUCCCCCCUGACCAGCAGAGGCUGAUCUUCGCUGGCAAGCAGCUGGAAGAUGGCCGCACCCUCUCCGAUUACAACAUCCAGAAGGAGUCCACUCUCCAUCUUGUCCUGCGUCUGAGGGGGGGCAUGCAGAUCUUCGUCAAGACCCUCACUGGCAAGACCAUCACCCUGGAGGUCGAGCCAAGUGACACCAUUGAGAACGUGAAGGCCAAGAUCCAGGACAAGGAAGGUAUCCCCCCUGACCAGCAGAGGCUGAUCUUCGCUGGCAAGCAGCUGGAAGAUGGCCGCACCCUCUCCGACUACAACAUCCAGAAAGAAUCCACCCUCCAUCUUGUCCUGCGUCUGAGGGGAGGCAUGCAGAUCUUCGUCAAGACCCUCACUGGCAAGACCAUCACCCUGGAGGUCGAGCCAAGUGACACCAUUGAGAACGUGAAGGCCAAGAUCCAGGACAAGGAAGGUAUCCCCCCUGACCAGCAGAGGCUGAUCUUCGCUGGCAAGCAGCUGGAAGAUGGCCGCACCCUCUCCGACUACAACAUCCAGAAAGAAUCCACCCUCCAUCUUGUCCUGCGUCUGAGGGGGGGCAUGCAGAUCUUCGUCAAGACCCUCACUGGCAAGACCAUCACCCUGGAGGUUGAGCCCAGCGAUACUAUCGAGAAUGUCAAGGCCAAGAUCCAGGACAAGGAAGGUAUCCCCCCUGACCAGCAGAGGCUGAUCUUCGCUGGAAAGCAGCUGGAAGAUGGCCGCACCCUCUCCGACUACAACAUCCAGAAGGAGUCCACCCUCCAUCUUGUCCUGCGUCUGAGAGGUGCGUUACAGCAGAAAGGUAUCAGUCACACAACCCGCCAUACAAAACAGAAAAUAAAGAUAUAA
This is a messenger RNA of Scophthalmus maximus (turbot), 3171 nucleotides long. It is a transcript of the gene ubb, whose product is annotated as ubiquitin B. Gene Ontology annotation, cellular component: nucleus; cytoplasm. The transcript has 4 exons. The record is from RefSeq and is a predicted model, not a curated record. Gene Ontology annotation, molecular function: ubiquitin protein ligase binding; protein tag activity. Bases 148 to 3171 code for a protein of 1007 amino acids. Lineage: Eukaryota; Metazoa; Chordata; Actinopteri; Pleuronectiformes; Scophthalmidae. Gene Ontology annotation, biological process: modification-dependent protein catabolic process; protein ubiquitination.